Molecule: messenger RNA, 1392 nt
Organism: Lolium rigidum
Lineage: Eukaryota; Viridiplantae; Streptophyta; Magnoliopsida; Poales; Poaceae
Product: probable WRKY transcription factor 35
Exons: 3
Coding region: 1-1392 (463 amino acids)
Biological process (GO): regulation of DNA-templated transcription
Cellular component (GO): nucleus
Molecular function (GO): transcription cis-regulatory region binding; DNA-binding transcription factor activity
Source: RefSeq, a predicted model, not a curated record
AUGUGCGACUACUUCUUGCAGACGGUGGAGGGCGACCAGCAUGCUGGAGACCUCACCGACAUCGUCCGAGCUGGCGGCGCCAUGCCGUCUGGCGCCACCGGUCCCCAAUCGACGGCGACCGAGUGGCUGCAGCUCCCUACGGGCCCGAUCCUCUUCCCGCCGGCCCAAUCGUCCUCGGACGGCUCCGGACCCAGCGUUGCCGACGCCUUCGGGGAUCCGUUCUCCGGCCUCCAGGACCCCUUCAUCAGCGACUACCCCUCCUCUUCCGGCAGUGCUGCCGCCGACUUCUACGACGCCGUAAAGAACGCAAUGGAUAUCGGCAUGGCCAACAAGCAGGUCGGCUUCGUCGACGCGGCUGGCUGCGGCGCCGGCGGUGGAGCUGUUGGUGCUGAUGGAGGGAUGUUGGACAUGAGGAAUCACCCUAUGUUUGCGAGGGAGAUGCCCAUGUCUGGCGUGUCGCCGCGAGCAAUCGGGCCGUACGCGGUCAUGGGCGCUGGCGCGCCGAAGCUAGGCGUGCCGAUGGCGGCGCACAGGCAGGCGGCUCUGGCACCGUGCUCGUUCGACGCGGCUGCGGGGCUGCAGAUGACGUCGUCGCCGCGUUCCAACGGGAUCAAGCGCAGGAAGAACCAGGCAAAGAAGGUGGUGUGCAUCCCCGCACCUGCGGCAGCAGUACCCGGGAAGACCACUGGGGAGGUUGUUCCUUCUGAUCUCUGGGCUUGGAGGAAGUAUGGCCAGAAGCCUAUCAAAGGCUCCCCCUACCCAAGAGGGUACUACAGGUGCAGCAGCUCCAAGGGGUGUCCUGCACGGAAGCAAGUGGAGCGCUGCCGGACAGACCCCAACAUGCUGGUCAUCACCUACAACUCGGAGCACAACCACCCAUGGCCGACGCAGCGAAACGUGCUUGCCGGCUCCACGAGGUCCAACUACGCCAAGAAUAGCACCAACACAGCUUCAGCUUCGUCGAAGAACAGCAACUCCUCCUCGCGCAACCAGCACAAGCCAGUCGUCAAGGCAGAACGGAAGGACCAAUCCGCCGCGGCGGCCGCCGCCGCCGCGAGCACGACUACGAGCACCGGCAACAGCACACCUCCGUUGGCUGUGAAAGAAGAGGCGGAAAUGGACAGAAGCAUAGGCGGCGAUACUUCAGUCACGGUCGAUCAUCACAGUGACCAUCUCCUGCAGCAGAUGUUCAGCCAGAGCUACAGGCCGAUGACGCCGGAGGCUGCCGGCAGCUACCACCACCACGAUGACUUCUUCGCCGACCUCACCGAGCUGGACUCGGACCCUGUCAGCCUGAUCUUCUCCACGGAGUACAUGGAGGCCAUGCCUGACAAGAGUGACAAGGAGAAGGCAGCAGCCAAGGACUUUGAUCCAUUAUUCAUGAUGGACUGA